AGCCCAGGUGUGCUGAUUACAAUAUCAGCUGAAAUACUGGAGCAGCGCUCGGUCGAGGAAACCGUGGGACAGUAGUGUUGGCAUACUUCUGUUUACAUACUAGUAUGUAGUGCACUAGCACUGCAUUGAGAACACAGCCCAGGACUGGGGUUGGUAAAGUCACUGAAGAAUGCUUCCAAUCACACACAAUCCUUUACACAUUGCAAUUCAUGAAAUAAAAGCUGGUAGAAAAUAAAUGAGCACUGUACUCAUCUCUGCAAGAGAAAAACAUCAGCUGCGUCCCAAAUGACCCUCUCUACACUAUGCACUCACACAGUAUGCACUAUUCACAGUGUAUGAAUUAUUAUUUUGUCUUUUACAAUCGGGAGUCUGAUAGCUCCUCCCCUUCUCUAUAAAUCAGCGAUAUUUGAGUGACUGAAGUGUACAACAUUCCACAAUUAUUUUUUUCAGUUAAUUAAUUGCAUCAUCCGGGUGUUUUAAGUGUGACGCACUGCCGCGGAUCUAUAAUAGAGAUCAGUGCGCACUACACACACUAGUUACACUACACUAAACCUCAAGGAAUAGUGUAUAUGUAGGCGAUUCCGAACACACCUAUGGAUUUUGAGAUUUUUAAAAAAAUUGUCAUUACCUGUACUGUAUUAACAAAAAUUUAGUACAAAUAUUUUAUAUAAAGUAUUUUAAUACCUAAUUUGGCGCGCGACCGCGGAAGGCGGGUCUUCACAUGCGCAUUAUUUGAGCGCCUCACUCGUGUUUAACGCUGACAUCUGCUACAGUAGUGCUCAGAAGGGUCGCAGUCUAACUAGGGUGCAUCAGUCAGUGGUCAUCUGCUACAGUAGUGCUCAGAAGGGUCGCAGUCUAACUAGGGUGCAUCAGUCAGUGGUCAUCUGCUCCAGUAGUGCUCAGAAGGGUCGCAGUCUAACUAGGGUGCAUCAGUCAGUGGUCAUCUGCUCCAGUAGUGCUCAGAAGGGUCGCAGUCUAACUAGGGUGCAUCAGUCAGUCGUCAUCUGCUCCAGUAGUGCUCAGAAGGGUCGCAGUCUAACUAGGGUGCAUCAGUCAGUGGUCAUCUGCUACAGUAGUGCUCAGAAGGGUCGCAGUCUAACUAGGGUGCAUCGGUCAGUGGUCAGGUGGACUCGGGUUAAUGUUCACUCUCAGUUCUGUUCGUCAGUGGCCGAGUGCUCUAAGCAGACUGACCCGCUGUUACAGCCGCGCAGGUGGAAUGGCUGCAGACUGGCUGUCCUCGGCCGAGCGAGAGCAGUUCCUCCUGGAGCUCAAGGACACUGGAUGGAUGGAGGUGGAGGACCGCGACGCUCUUCACAAGGAGCUGCACUUCAAGAGCUUUAACCAGGCGUUCGGCUUCAUGUGUCGAGUGGCUCUGCAAGCAGAGAAGAUGAACCAUCAUCCGGAGUGGUUCAAUGUUUAUAACAAGGUUCAGAUCACUUUAUCGACUCAUGACUGUGGAGGACUGUCAAAGAAGGACAUUCGACUGGCCAAAUUCAUUGAUAAGGUGGCUCUGUCCCUGUAGCAGCUCUUCCUCCUGGAUUGUACAUUCAUUUUCAAUAUAUCAAAUCUUUUGUAUUGUAUUCCUAAAAAGGGAAAUAGUUGAUGUGUUAAUUCACAUAGGUGUGUGUUUAAAAUCACUCUUCUUGAUCUGAUCUACAUGAUUAUGGUAAAUGCAUAUUAAAAAGAUGAUAGAAUACA
Molecule: messenger RNA, 1698 nt
Organism: Carassius gibelio (silver crucian carp)
Lineage: Eukaryota; Metazoa; Chordata; Actinopteri; Cypriniformes; Cyprinidae
Product: pterin-4-alpha-carbinolamine dehydratase 2-like
Exons: 4
Coding region: 1139-1522 (127 amino acids)
Biological process (GO): tetrahydrobiopterin biosynthetic process
Molecular function (GO): 4-alpha-hydroxytetrahydrobiopterin dehydratase activity
Source: RefSeq, a predicted model, not a curated record